This is a messenger RNA of Morone saxatilis (striped sea-bass), 3101 nucleotides long. RefSeq names its product FA core complex associated protein 100 (gene faap100). NCBI's taxonomy places the organism in Eukaryota, Metazoa, Chordata, Actinopteri, Moronidae. The record is from RefSeq and is a predicted model, not a curated record. Gene Ontology annotation, cellular component: Fanconi anaemia nuclear complex; nucleoplasm. The transcript is spliced from 8 exons. Gene Ontology annotation, biological process: interstrand cross-link repair. Bases 324 to 2888 code for a protein of 854 amino acids.
AUGUCCCUCUCGUCCUCAGAGAGAUUCACCUCUUCCCAGAGCCCAGAAAGAAUUGUAAACACCAAACUCACCCGCCGUCUGUCAGGUAUUAGACUUCCGUUUAUUUUUCAUGGGUAAUGUAGUUCUUGGAGGUUAUUGGUCCACAACGCGGCGCGGGGAACUCUGAGAGCCUCCCAUCCUCUGUCAACAACCGGGUCGAGAUCACCUCGUCUAGUUUUACCACAAACUUUGUCCUGUAUGAUCCCUCGCUCCGCUCACAGUGUGCCCAGCGUUACUUAUGCAGACGGGGCAGUGACUUCCUAUCCUUCCUCGGUGUUGUGGCUAUGGAAGGACGGUGUGCUGUUGAGACUUUGGCAGAGUUUGGCCUCUCAGGAACAUCAUGCACCCCGAAGGUCAGGUUUGGUGUUGGGACAGAUGUGUUCCUCUGCACUGGCAGCGACGAGGUGUAUGUAUUCAGUACUAAAGAGAGCAAACUCAGGGCUGUCCUCCAGUUUCCUGAUCCUGUGAGUGACCUAUUUGAGAGUCAUGACAAGCAGCUCCUCUAUGUAGCCUGUAGGAGCGGAGUUUAUUGUGUUAGUGUACAAUUUCUGCUAUCCAGAGCUCAAAGCUCAGCGGCCGAUGCAUCCUCAGGUCCACCUGAGCUGAAGAUCUCCUCUGAGCUUCUUGUUGUUCCAGAAGAAGGGGUGUUGUCGCUGCUCCUCGUCGGCUCCGUUCUCCUGACUCUGUCCCAGAGAGACGCAUCCUGGAUGUUGACACUGUACGACUGUCCAAAACACUCAGCGUCUAGCAGUUAUGAGAUGCUUACUUCGUUCAGCCUGCCACUGGUGUCAGGUGUUGUACACAGUGACACUGAGGGAGAGACGGGGACGAGAAGGAGGCCUGUCCUGACAUGUGUCCAUUCUAGUGACACAACACCAUCAUCUUCCUCCUCCCUGAGUGACAGCCACUUCCGCCUCGAGCCGACCCUCUUCAAACUUCUGUUUGGGAUCGACGCCGCCCUCACCAAAUCACCGGUUGUCCUUUGUGGCCUGCCAGACGGAUGCCUGUGUUUCCUUCCUCUGCGUGUGCCAGGAUCGCGGCUCCGAGUCCUGCACAGCCUUGAGCAGCCAGUCGUAUUUGUUGGAGCAUCUGUUGUCAUGGAAACGGGUCCGGGACAUGCACAGUGUUUGGUGACAGUGGGUGAACUAGGGAGAGUGGUGGUGAUCAAAAUAGACAAGGGAGGGCCGGAGGAAAGGGUCAACGUGGCUGGAUUUAUUGAGCGGUGUGUACCAGGGCCUGUGAUGUGUGGGUGUAUGGAUAAAAACUGCCUGUACUACAGCACUGGGUCAGACCUGCUGAGACUGGAUCUAUCAGAGGGAUCAUUUGGGAUACCAGGCCAAGAAAGGGAUGAAGAUACAUCCAGUAAGACAGACGCUGCCCUCCAAAGCCCCACCAGUUUAAAUGUGUGUAGAGUCAUUGCCUUGGCUGAGCCUCCAGGCAGCACUGCAGGUGCUAUUCAGCUGCUGGGGCUGUCUGUCAGAGGGCAACUACAAAGUAUUACCUUACCUGUGGGGAGAGAGGAUGCAAUAUUGUGCAAGAUACCUUCCACACAGGUGGGCAGCAGCGUCAGGGACCUCCUGUCUGCUAUCGGGGAUGUUUGUGAAAGGGCAUCAACACUAAAAACUGAUAUCAAAUCCAAAAACCAAAUUCUAAGGCACCUGAAUCAGGUGCUUAACAUCAGCUUCCUGCUGACAGCCAGUACAAAAAGUGAAGAGAAGUCAAUAAGAUGUCACGCCAUAACAAAGUGGAGCAGAUUGCUUCAAAAAGACUCCCUGAACCUGACAUGUGUCCUGGAUAAUUCAAGUCCUUAUGUUUUGGAACAAGGCUGGACACUGAGCAUCACUGUAUUUCCUCUGUCCUAUUCUGCCGACACAGGUGGGGAAAGCUCCUCAACAAAUUUUUCAUUCCCACUCCACAACAUUCAUCCAGGGGAAACGUUAGAAGUAUCACUGCCCCUAGCAGCUGCAGGCGACACAUCUUUCCCCGUGACAGUGAGCUGCUCGCUCAUCUUCUCGCUCUCAAGUCUGCUGGGAGAGAGGGCAGUAAACCUUCCUGGGUCGCAGAGUAGCUGCAUCUGUUUGCCUGUGAACACGUUGACAGUGGAUUGGUUGCACACCCUGCAGGUGAACAGUCCCAUAGCCAUUCAUCAAAAGGCCACAUCUGGAUGCAACAACACCACAGCGGAUCCCAUCCACGCUUUUUUAAACUCACGCCGGAUUAAGUGCAGCGGAAGAGAGGAGAGAGGAGGAGAGGGCGCUUCAAAGCCUGAGCGAGAGCAGUAUUCAGCAAGAGUACAGGUGUCGUCAGAGUUACUGAGGAAUACGCUGGUGUUUAAAAGCUCAGAUUUGGACCCACAGGGGCCAAAGUCGGCCCCUCAAAAUGUGUGCCUUUCUUUACUGGAAUGGCUGUUGUCUGAAGGUCCUGGGGGAGUGAGGACGGGGGACCAAGGAGACAAGAUCAGCAGCUCAGUGGUCCAUGCUCGCGGUCCAAACGGACAUCCAGUAAAACUGACUGCAAAAGAGGUAAAUGCAGGGGAGGAGGAGUCCCUGACCACAGUGGAGCUUCAGGUUGAGAGCUCUUCUAUAGCAGCGGUGUGUGGACUGCACCAUGCUGUGCUGCGACGGGUACAGAAUCUGUUGCAGAGGGCUCCUGACAGGGCUGCUUCCACAAAGAGGGUCCAGAGUCUAGGUUUAAGACAAGCACUGCAGCGGGCCGAGCACCUGUCACAGCAGAUCCAGCAGAGUCGGGUCUCAGGGGCCUUCGGCGUGGGUGCGUCCACAGGGCAAAUGACCCGGUCUCUUCUCAGUGUUUACAGAGAACUCAGAGAAAAUCCUCUCCUUAUAAUUUAAAGCCUUUUCUUUUUUUUCUUUUUUUUUUUUUAGCUGAGCCCACGCAGAUGCCCUUGGCCUUGUUCUGUGUGUUAUGUAACUUCUCUUUGUAGCUGAUUAAAACAUAAUGUCUAUAAUAGUGUUUGCUAAUGUAAAUGUACUUUAGUGUCCCUGUAAACAUUACCAUUCAUGGUUACUUUCACGUGACUCCGUUUUCCUACUAUUAUUUUGAUA